AUCUCUAAUCGACUAUCGAUUCAGUUGAUUAUUUGUGAUUUGUGAACAGUGCCAUAAUAUUUGAGAAAUGAUCAGUUACCAUUUGUUAAAAGGUAUUUUUCUGCUGAGCAUUGUCUGCAGUUGCAGUUGUGACAAUUUUCCCACAACAAUUCAAAAGUGCAAAAAUGAGGAUAAGAAAUGUCUGGCUACAGUUAUGAAUGAGAUCAUUAAACGAGCUGCCAGUACAGGAGUACCGGAAUUUGGAAUUAAACCUUUAAAUCCGUAUCCUCUUCCAAAGGUAAAUAUUGAACGUGGACAGGGAGCUGUGGUGCUCAAAAUCUUAUUAAAAGAUACGUCGCUCAUCGGCAUCGGAUGCUAUGAAAUCGACAACGUUAACGGUUUCGAUCGAAAUCCAAGAGACUCCGUUUUCGAGUUAUCUGGACGAUGCGAUACAAUAACGAUCACUGGACCAUACAAAAUGUCCGGUAGAUUUCUACUACUUCCAGUUUCAGGACAAGGAAUGUCGAACAUAACAUUCAAUAAAGUGUCCUUUACGAUGAAAUGGCAGACGGAGGUUCAAACACGAAACGGUGCAGACCAUUUGAAAAUAAAUAGCGUCGACUAUAAUUCGACAAUCAAAGGGCUUCGCAUGAACAUGGACAACUUGUUCAACAAUAAAGUUCUCAGCGACAAUAUGAAUGCCAUUUUCAACGAAAACUAUGAAUUAAUAUUCAAGGAAGUGCAACAACCAGUGGAAGAGUCAUUUGAGCGGAUUUUACGCGACAUAAUUCAACCAGUCUUUGAUAGAUUUCCAUACAAUGAAUUAUUCGCUGAAUAAUCUGUCAGCAUUCUUGUUAUAGCAUGUAUUAAUUGCAACAAUUUAAAUAAGAGUACGACACACAACUAUUCCACAGAAAUGGCAAUAAAAAUUGAUUACAAAUUUAUU
This is a messenger RNA of Bradysia coprophila, 925 nucleotides long. Its product is annotated as protein takeout-like. NCBI's taxonomy places the organism in Eukaryota, Metazoa, Arthropoda, Insecta, Diptera, Sciaridae. Gene Ontology annotation, biological process: multicellular organismal reproductive process. The record is from RefSeq and is a predicted model, not a curated record.